Molecule: messenger RNA, 688 nt
Organism: Halichondria panicea
Lineage: Eukaryota; Metazoa; Porifera; Demospongiae; Suberitida; Halichondriidae
Product: small ribosomal subunit protein mS26-like
Exons: 3
Coding region: 1-567 (188 amino acids)
Cellular component (GO): mitochondrial small ribosomal subunit
Source: RefSeq, a predicted model, not a curated record
AUGGCCUACUGUCUUCAUAGAUCACUCUUCUUGAGAAGGUCUGGUAGAAAUUUGCUGUCCACAAGACUCUUUCAUACCUCAAAAAUAAAAUGUACUCCAAAGCACUAUUCUCAUGCCAAAGAAGAUGUCAUUGCAUACAGCAAGUUCAGGAAAGAGCUGAGUGAAAGUCGUUUUCAAUUCCAGAAGGAACUCAGAGCCCAUCAAGAGAUGAGCAUGGAGGAGUUUAACGCACAGGCAGCAGAAGAAGGCAGACUUGAGAGAGAAGCGGAGGAAAAAGUGUUAGAAACAAAUCGAGUUGAGCUUGAAAGAAUGGCCUGUAAAAGGGAGGAAAUGAUUGAAAGACGGAAGAACAGACGUGAAGAGAAGUUCAUUAGAGGAACUGGGGCUCGAGGCGCUUGGGAAGAAAAGCGAACAGAGCGAAAGGAAGAAGAAGUUGCUCAAGUUCAGAACGCAUGCUCUUCUUUCAUCACUAUGGAGAACUUGGAAGAGAAGAUUCAAGAAAUAGUGGACAAUGAAAUAGAGUACAACUUUGCUCUCUCCACAACCGGCAAAAUAAUCAUUUCGUGAACCUAGAUUCAUUUGUCGUUCUAUUGUUAUGUACUAGUGCAUUGAGUACCAGUAUAACCCUCACUAGAAAAUCAUCAGUUUAUUAUUGCAGGAUUAUUGCAAGAAUUUGUUUAACGAUGAA